Molecule: messenger RNA, 567 nt
Organism: Pisolithus orientalis
Lineage: Eukaryota; Fungi; Basidiomycota; Agaricomycetes; Boletales; Pisolithaceae
Product: nuclear movement protein nudC
Exons: 7
Coding region: 1-567 (188 amino acids)
Biological process (GO): protein folding
Cellular component (GO): cytoplasm
Source: RefSeq, a predicted model, not a curated record
AUGUCUGACGACGAGUACGACAACAAAGAGCAGGAGGCCCGCGACAGGGCUGACAGGGAACGCGAACAAAAAGAACAGGCAGCCCUGCCGUACAGAUGGGCUCAAGAGCUCGGCGAAGUCGAUAUCACCGUUCCCGUGCCCAAGGGAACACGUGGAAGAGACCUUCUAGUAGCUAUACAAAAGACAAAGCUUAGCGUAGGUCUCAAGGGAAAGGAACCCAUUAUUGCAGGCGAUUUGUGCAAGGAGAUCAAGGUUGAAGAAAGUACCUGGACCUUGGAAGAUCAGCAAUCGGUGCUUAUUCAUCUCGAGAAAGUCAACAAACAGGAGUGGUGGGAGAACGUCCUCCAACAUCACCCCAAGAUCGACACCCGCAAGAUUCAGCCCGAGAACAGCAAAUUAAGCGACUUGGAUGGAGAAACUAGGGGUUUGGUCGAGAAGAUGAUGUUUGACAACCAGCAAAGGCAUCUGGGAAAGCCAACCUCUGACGAACUCAAGAAGAUGGAGGCCCUCAAGAAAUUCCAGGCUGCUCACCCAGAGUUGGACUUCUCGAAAGCCAAGAUCUCUUAG